ACCAGUACUGCCUGAUCUGAGAGGUCGCUCACCCGGCGACUCUGCUCUGAACCACCGGUGUGUCGAGUCACUGAGAUGCUUUCCUCUCUUUAGGAUCGCGAUGGAAGCAGCUGUGCUCCCCAAGAUGUCGACUCCGGGCCGCUCCGAGAACAACCUGAAGUUCAUUUGUGAGCUGGUGGCCCGGCCCGGCGCCCUGCACUCGUCUCUGGACGAGGACUACAACAUGUGCACGGGCAGCGAGACGGUGACGGUGGUCCUGCCUGCCCAGUGCAGCGUCUACCAGCUGAGACUGCACAUCUGCAUGCAGGCUCAAGAACAGAACUGCCAUCCUGACCCUUUUGCAAUCCUGGACCCAGAGAAGUACACUCUGCUGUACGAGAGAGCGGACGAGUGGUACGAGGCCUACGACGACUGCCAGGUCAUCAGGACUCUGGACAUCCCCUGGUCCAGCGAGGACCCUCAGUGUCUCUCGGCACACGUGGUGGUGAAACUGCUGGAAGAAAGUGAUUCAGAGGAGAAGAAGAAGCAGCAGCAAUGUCUCAGCUCCCUGAUCGGACACGACCUGGAGAAAGACGCGUCCAACAGAAUCGGUGAGCUCACGUUCACACGCCGGAAACUGGCCUCCCCGAGAAGACAAGAGCUGAAGAAGCGAGAUGACCAGCUUUAUGCAACCGAGCCGUGGACUACCAGCAUCCCCAUGCCGGCCGACCUGCAGGACUGGCUGAACAGGAAGCUGUGUGUCAACUUCCACUACAUGAGCAAGUUCAGCUUCAGCAUCCAGGUGGACUUCAGUGCAACGCCAGACGUCCUCCUGCAGUACUUCAGGAGGGUGAUGGCGGAUCAAGGGCUGGAAUACGACCCGUCUGAAGGACUGGUUUUGAAAGUCACAGGAAGGGAGGAGUUCCUCUCUGGGAGCCACAUCCUCCGUGAUUUCCUCUGGGUGCGCCAGUGCUUGAGAGCCAACCAAGACCUGCACCUGUCCGUGGUCCCAGUGUCCCAGCUUCCCUCAGAGGCCAAUAACUUUGAGGACUGGCCGCUGGUCGAUGGAUUCAGCGGCCAGUUCAGCUCCCAUGACGAUCUCCGCCUCGAAGGGAAGAACUUAGAGGACAUCUUCAUGAUUUCAUUGUGGGACUGCAAAAGGAAGUUCAGAGUUAAACUGCUUGGAUUUGAUAUUCCAAAACUCCCAAGCAAAUGCCCUCAGUCGGUUUAUGUUGAGGCAACCAUUCUCUACGGCAACAAGAUCCUGUCUUCAGUGUCCUGGGCUCCCAAGGCCUUCGCAGACGAAGUCCUGUGGAACGAGUGGCUGGACUUUGACGUUCUUCUGACGGACCUCCCUCGUGGAGCCAAGCUGGGUCUCACUAUCAACGCCUGGUCCAGUGACAACCCCGCAGGAACCAAGGACCCAAAGUCACCGUCGUCUUCCGUCAACAAGACACCAGACCUGCAGAAGGCCAAGGGGAACAUGCUCUACUUCGUCAACCUCCUCCUCAUCGAUCACAGGUCUGUCCUGAGUCAAGGUCCCCACACGCUGCACAUGUGGUCCCAUCCCAACCUGGAGGAGGGCGCCAUCACCUACCAGGCUGACAAACUGUCCUCUGCCACCAACCCAGAUGUGUCGGACUCCAUGGCCAUCAGUUUCCUCCUGGACCGCUACAGCUUCCCAGUGGUUCUUCCCAAUUCCCUCGGCUCGUCCGAUCCCUCCGGCAGACCCGGGUCCUCAACCAGAUCUGAUGCUGCCUCUGACUCGCCCCUGUCCUCUCCCUCGUCCACUUCACCCAGCACGGACGCUCUUCUGGGAUCGCCGUCUGACGGCCCCCGUCUUCCUCCUGCCCCGAGCAGCAGCAAGGUUUUCCCCCAAAAGCUGAGGGAGGACAGCGUCCACUACACGUCCAGCUUGCCUCACUACCUGCGCUGUGUGGACUGGAUGGACCGCAGAGUGGUUGAGGAUGUUCACUGGCUGCUGGGGAACUGGGACCCCGCCGAGCUGGACCUGUCGGUGGCCCUGGAGCUGCUGAGCAUGGACUUCCCUGAUGAGGUGGUCAGGAGACUUGCAGUCCAGAGGCUGGAGAGUCUGUCCAAUGACGACGUGCUGAUGUAUCUACUGCAGCUGGUACAGACGCUUAAAGUGGAACCGUAUCACGACAGUGUCCUGGCUCAGUUCCUCAUCCGCAGAGCUCUGAGGAGCAAGAGAAUCGGACACUUCUUCUUCUGGUACGUGCGCAGCGAGGUGGCGGGCUGCCCGUACUUCCGCCAGCGCAUGGCCGUCAUCCUGGAGGCCUACCUGCUGGGCUGCGGCCAGGCCAUGCUGGACAGCUUCAUCCAGCAGGUGCAGGUGGUGGAUGAGCUCCACAAGGUGGCGUCAGACAUCAAAACACUCUAUCCCGAGAAGACCGACCUCCCGUCGGCAGCGCCAAUCAAACUCCAAGAGUUUCUCAGAAACAGCAAGCUGCCGAGUGAAUUCCUGCUGCCCUUUGAUCCGCGCAUCAGAGCUGGAAAGAUCCAGGUGGAAAAAUGCAAGGUGAUGAACUCCAAGAAGAAGCCUCUGUGGCUGGAGUUUGAUCCCAUGCCAUCGCCAUCCUCGUCUACGCCCGUGGGAAUCAUCUUCAAGCAAGGAGACGACCUCCGGCAGGACAUGCUCAUCAUUCAGACUCUGGCGCUGAUGGAUUCCAUCUGGCAGGAGAAAUCUCUGGAUCUGAACCUCAUCCCGUAUGGCUGCAUCGCCACGGGACACAACAUAGGUAUGAUAGAGAUAGUGAGGGACGCAGUGACCAUUGCGGCCGUGCAGAGGAACCAUGGAGGAACCAUCGGAGCUUUCAGAAACGACGCUCUCUUCGAGUGGCUCAAGUCCAAGUGUCCUCUGCAGGAAAUCCACUUCAAGACCAUGGAGAGGUUCAUGAAGUCGUGCGCCGGUUACUGCGUCGCCACCUACAUCCUGGGAGUCGGAGAUCGCCACAACGACAACAUCAUGAUCACAGACCAAGGAAACCUGUUCCACAUCGACUUCGGCCACAUCCUGGGGCACAAGAAGUACUUCCUGGGCGUGAGCAGAGAGCGGGUGCCUUUCGUCCUCACGCCGGACUUCCUGUAUCUCAUGGGGAGGGUCAAAGGUCGGAACAGCCUGUACUUCCAGCGGUUCCAGGACACUUGCAUCCAAGCGUACCUCCUGCUGCGCUCCCACUCCCGCCUGCUGAUCACCCUCUUCUCCCUCAUGCUGCUCACCGGCAUCCCCGAGCUGAGCGCCUCGGAGGACAUGCGCUACCUGCGGCAGGCGCUGCAGGAGGACCAGAGCGAGGAGGAGGCCAAGCAGAACUUCCUGGAACAGAUCGCCGACUGUGAGAAACAGGGCUGGACCGUGCAGGCCAAUUUCUGGUUCCACAUGUUAGCAUGCAACAAGUAGUGUAAUCAUUAGAAAUACUUAACUGAGACAUGAGGGGGUCAGGACUGGAACAAAUGAAGGGAAACAAACUGAUAUCCAAGAAUCACACAAUGAACAGAGGCUGGAGUCAGAACCGCAUAAACUGAGCUGGACACAACAGUACAGCAACUCACUACUGCCACCUAGUGCACCCGACUGGAAUGAGUUCAAAUGAAUGAAAUGCAUUUUGACAUAGUCUGAGAUAAAACAGGGUGACAUGAGUUUUAUUUAAUUCUGAAUAAGAAGACAGUCUAGAAGCAGGAUUUGCCACAUCACUGUUUCCUAUAUCUCAAAUCUUAAGUUCAAAUUCGUUUCUGGGAACAUGUUAACUGAGGAAAUCCAGCUGAUCACAUCAGGAAACACAGGCAUGAAAAACGGAUCCAAUCCAUUUCUCCUGUUGGAAAGUCAUUAAAAAUGCUUUCAGAGGAAGAAAUGUCUGACAGACAAACUGUGGUUUAGUGAUUAUUAGUGUAAAUAGUCUCACCUGAAUUUUAAUCUUUAUUUACGUUAAAAUCUGUGGAAAAUAAAUGGAUUCAAGUUUCACUAUUCAUACAUAUAAAAUGCUCAAAAUAAGACAAAUCUUACCGGAUUUCUCAGACAUGACAGAGUCUCUCUGGAAAAUGUUUGAUAUGACUUAUUAGAAGCAUGAAAUGUAUAUUUAUUCUAAUAACUUUAGAAUUACAGGUUAGUAAGAAGCAGGACGAAACAGGGAAGCUGAUGAAUUGAUUGGAUAGUUUGCUGAACGCUGGGUCCCACUGGUCUGUACACCUAAAACUUUAAAGAAAAUUUAGAUGUUUAUAGGAAUUCACUGAAGGAAAUGUAUUCCAAGUUCUACAGAACUCCAGUGAGGAUAAUAAACUGAAGAGCUGAAGUCUUUGUCAUCAGGAAGUGGAUGAAACCCUGAGGAACAGAGACUCCGUUUGAUUCAUCGAUUUGUUUGUUUAAUGCGAGCAUACGCCUUUCUUUUUGAAGGCCAGGUGCUUUGGUCCUUAUAGCUGCACUUCCUGUCAAGACUUGCCUGUGUAAAGUCUCUUUCUGUGUCGUAUUGUUGGCGAUAUGAUAAAGGAACAAAUGAGGCAAAGCGUGUAAAGUCUGACCCUAUUCCCAGACGUUCAGGCUCAAAGGCUCAAGGCUCCGGGGAAACACCACUACUGCUCAAAGUCCAUCUGAACCACACAUGGCCACACCAGUAAAGACAGGUCUGUUCAUUUAUCAUCCAGAUUUCUUGAUAUUUUUACAUCCAGAUGUAAAAGUUUGUUUAGGCCCUUAUUUUGAAAAUAAUUUGAUGUUUGUAUGUUUUCACCUAAACCUGACCCCUGUACACAGACUUGAAUCCAGUGUGAGCAGGUAAA
Salarias fasciatus (jewelled blenny) is the source of this 4767-nucleotide messenger RNA. Its product is annotated as phosphatidylinositol 4,5-bisphosphate 3-kinase catalytic subunit gamma isoform. The transcript is spliced from 12 exons. Gene Ontology annotation, biological process: phosphatidylinositol 3-kinase/protein kinase B signal transduction; cell migration; phosphatidylinositol-3-phosphate biosynthetic process. Gene Ontology annotation, molecular function: 1-phosphatidylinositol-4-phosphate 3-kinase activity; 1-phosphatidylinositol-3-kinase activity. The record is from RefSeq and is a predicted model, not a curated record. Bases 101 to 3397 code for a protein of 1098 amino acids. Gene Ontology annotation, cellular component: cytoplasm; phosphatidylinositol 3-kinase complex, class IA; plasma membrane. NCBI's taxonomy places the organism in Eukaryota, Metazoa, Chordata, Actinopteri, Blenniiformes, Blenniidae.